This is a messenger RNA of Ziziphus jujuba (common jujube), 1640 nucleotides long. RefSeq lists its product as uncharacterized. Lineage: Eukaryota; Viridiplantae; Streptophyta; Magnoliopsida; Rosales; Rhamnaceae. Gene Ontology annotation, molecular function: protein binding. The transcript has 13 exons. The record is from RefSeq and is a predicted model, not a curated record. Bases 85 to 1341 code for a protein of 418 amino acids.
AUAGUUCGCGGAGAAGAAACGAAGCGUUUCGUGGUCAUUUGUCUGUGUUACUACAGCACUGAGAGUGUUCUGUGGCUCUGAAACAUGAGCGGCCAAGCGGAGGAAGAAGGUCCGCUGGCCAAAGCCUCAAAAGCCGCCGAUGAUCUUUACCAACUCCGAGAUACCUGUUUUCCGGCGAACCCAGAUGAAAAAAUCGACAAGUUGCAGAAAGAAUCGGAUCUUGCUAUCAAGCUCCUCGACUCUAUCCCUCCCGAACAAAGAAAAUUUCCCGUGGAACGUGCAACAUAUGAGUAUUUGAGAGGAAAGAUAUUGGAUGUAUUUUCUGACUAUAAGAAAGAAGCAGAGGAUCAUCUCUCAAAAGCUGUUAAGUUGAAUCCAUCUCUUACAGAUGCUUGGCUAUGUUUAGGUAACUGCAUUUGGAAGAAGGGCGAUCUGUCUGCAGCGAAGAAUUGCUUUGCCCUUGCACUAAGCAAGGGUCCAAACAAAAAGAUACUUUGUCAAUUAUCAAUGCUUGAAAGAAAAAUGGCUCAAGGUACUGAGAAUCAGGCAGAACUUGUUGAGGAAAGCAUUCAACAUGCUAAGGAAGCUAUAACUUUAGACGUUAAGGAUGGGAACUCUUGGUAUAACCUUGGAAAUGCAUGUCUUACUAGUUUCUUUGUGACUGGAGCUUGGGAUCACAGCAAACUGCUGCAGUCUUUGAAGGCAUACCAAAAUGCUGAGAAAGAUGAUGGAAUGAAGUCCAAUCCAGACUUGUAUUUUAACUGUGCCACUGUAAACAAAUAUCUGGAGAACUAUGAGAGGGCCCUUACUGGAUUUGAAGCUGCUGGUUUAAAAGAUCCAGGUCUCAAGGCUACUGAGGAGGUGCAAAAGAUUGUCAAUCUUCUGGACAAAUUAGAUAAUUUGUUGAGGGGACAUGCUAGAUCUAAACGGCUUGCAUCUUUAGCAUCGUCUCUGGCUUCUGUGAAUUUGAGUUCGUCGUAUAGAAGAGCUACUAUAGAUGAUCUAUCUGAUGGUCUCAACAAAGGAGCAGCAGUAGUGGGAAAAGUGCUAUUCUUUAUCAGGCAUGAGAAUGUUGCUCCCCUGUACUAUUUGUUAUGUGAUUCAAAUGAAAAAUGCUUUGCUCUAUCAGUGUAUGGUUUACGAUAUGAUGCAAUCAAAGAAGGAGAUCAGAUAAUAUUGUUGGAACCUUUUUAUCGUCAAAUUGAAUUUUCUUGGAAAGAAAAGUUUUACCAUUUCAAAUCAGUUCGUGUCGAUUUCAUAGAGCAACUGCUUGUUAAUGGAAAGGCUUUUUCUCCUCAGCAAGGAGUUCGUGCUUCAAUUUAUGCACAGCAUAAACCAUAAAAUUUUCAUGUGAGUGGAAUUAUCUGCAAGUUUUUGUGGUAUUGUUGGGUCUUUGUUGGUCUGCCCAUUGCUUUAUUUAAGCUGUAUCAUUUGUAAAUAGAAUAGGGGAAUGAAUGAAAAGCUAUACAGGUGAGGAACUCUUGUCAAAAGCCGCCUAAGGAGACUGAUACAUCAUGUUGUGAGUUUGCUAAAGCUUGGUUAAAUUUGUAAAAUGGGUUUAUUUUCGAACUCUGUUUUGCUUGCUGGUUGAAUAUUCUGUAAUUCUUUUAUGUUUAAAUAUCUUCCCUCCUUGUCUAGAA